Molecule: messenger RNA, 5259 nt
Organism: Danaus plexippus (monarch butterfly)
Lineage: Eukaryota; Metazoa; Arthropoda; Insecta; Lepidoptera; Nymphalidae
Product: thyroid receptor-interacting protein 11
Exons: 9
Coding region: 134-4657 (1507 amino acids)
Biological process (GO): Golgi organization; endoplasmic reticulum to Golgi vesicle-mediated transport
Cellular component (GO): Golgi apparatus
Molecular function (GO): small GTPase binding
Source: RefSeq, a predicted model, not a curated record
GUUUUGCCAACUGGUCAUCGUAUUGUCAAUGGCAAAAUAAUGCAAUUUAUUUAUUGUUUACAUCGGUGUUUCAACAAUAUUUUAAGACUUAAUUAUCCAUUGUGAUAUGUGACAAAAAUUUUAUGUGUCUAAAAUGUCGUGGCUUAAUCUAAAUCAAAGUUUAAACAGUCUUAAAGGACAGAUUACAAACUUUGCUACAGAAGUUUUGUCCGAAGGUAGCUCCACGGUUAGCAACGAUGAACAAUCGAAGAUUGAUUCAGUGGGAAAGGAUCUUCAAGAAAAAUGCCGGAACCAGGAGCUAGAGAUUGCAGCUUUAAAAAAACAGAAUGAAGACAUGCAAGAGUUACUGCAAGCUGAGAAACUUUCGAGGCGAAAUGGUCUUAAAGAAGAAGAGUCUAGUUGGUACUGGGAUCCGCCGCCGAGACCUGCUAAUAAUAUCGACAAUGAAGUCGAGAAACAAUACAUAUUACAAAUUCAAGAAUUACAAAACGAAUUAUCCGCCUUAAAAGAGAACUACGCAAUGGAUCAAAAAUACGAAAAUGAUGAAGAACUUCUAAGACUCAGAGAAGAAAACAAGAACUUGACCUGCAGUCUGGACGACUUAGACAGCCAGCACCAGCUGGCGAUGGAGAAGUUACUGACCUUAAAGAAAGAAUUGCAAAAGAAUUUCGAAAUCUUAAAACAGGAACACGAAGAGUUGAAAAGUUCAAACGAUGAUUAUGCAACUGAAAUUAAGGUGUUACUUCAUAAAAUUGGUCAAAGAGAUCAAGAAAUAGAAAAUCUAAAGUCCGGCAACCCUGAUUACAAUACUUUACUUCAUAAAUAUCAAAACUUAGAAAGAAUACACAGCCUGUUAAGAGAGAACGCUGAAAAGUUUCAAGAGGAGAACCAAGAGUUGCACGAAGAAAUAUUUAAAUUACAGGAACAGGUUACAAAAUUAGAACACGACAUAGAGAUUGCUGGGAAGCAAAACGAAGCGUCUAAUUUGGUAUCAAGGGAAAAGUAUGAAGAACUUUUAAAAGAAAUCAAUGAUCUGAAACAUAUCCGUGAUUCAAAUCAAGUGCAUUUAGAUGAAAUAAAUAUAGAUGACAAUGCUAAAGGUGUUAUAGAAACAUUGAAGAGGGAUAUCAGUGAAUUGAAACGAAAAUUGGCACAGUGUGAUGGGGAGGUUCACGACACUAAAGAUGGCAAAGUUAUGAAAACAGAUAAAAUAAUGCAACUUUACAAUCGGUAUGUCAAUUUUGAUUUGCCGGUUGAUUACGUGGGAGAAAUACCCUCUGGUCCUGAAAAUAUAAUAUUACAUAAAAUAGAAACGUCUUUUAAAACGCUUAAUGCAUUCAAAAAAGAAAUUGACCUGUUGGAACAUAAACUGUCAGAAAAAAAAUUAUUCGCCAGUCAUCUUCAAACACAGAUUGAUGAUUUAACUAAUGAAAAUGAAUAUCUUACAUCAGACAUACAACAUUUUGAAGGUGAGUUAGAGGAAAUGAAGAAAAACAAUGAUUUUCUUAUAGCUGAAAUAGCUGCCUUAAAGAAUUCUUCCAAAUUAGAACCAAUAAUAGAAACUCAUGAAGAUAAUCUAGCAAAAUUGGAAACGGAACUAGCGGAUUGCAAUAGAAUUAACAAAACAUUUGAAUCAGAAAUUAAAAGGAUAGAAAACGAAUUAAAGGAGGUUCAAAAUGAAAAGAAAAUUCUCCAAGAAAGUCUUACUGAUAUGAAAAAUAAAUAUACUUCAAUGUUACAAGAACUUAAUGAUUGUAAAUCACAAACUCUAGUUGUACAAGAACUUGAAAAUGAAGCCAAUGUGACACAGAAUGUAAAAUUCCAAAAAACCAUUUCUGAAAACGAUGAUUUGAAAAAAAAGUUACACGCGGCUUCGUCGAAAAAUGAGCAACUAUUGAUAGAUAUCCAUAUAUUAGAAAAUGACAAAGUUUUACUCACUAAACAGUUGGAUGACCUGAAAGAGGCACUAGUUAGUAAAUCUAACAUAGAAACAAGCACUCAUAAUGAAAUGAGUGGCUUAGAGCAAAAAACUAUAGAACUGCAAAGUAAUUUACAAGAAACAUUAUCCAAAAUUAAUGAAUUAGAGAAAGAAAAUAAAACAUUAAAGGAGCAACAGAGCUCUUUUCCAACAGACGCUUGUACAACAGAUAUAGAUAAAGUAACCUUAGAAAAUAAUAGAUUAUUAGGAAAGCUGGAGGAAACUUUAAAAGAGAAUACAACUUUAAAGGGAGAUAUUGAACGAUUAAAAAAUGAGCUCAGCCACUUUAAAUAUUUAAAUAAAUGUUUAGUAGAUGAAAACAAUUUUCUAAAAGAGAAAGAAAAAGCUGCCGGCGAAGAAAUUUCAAAGCUUAAAGAUUCGAUAAAUAAUCUGAGCCGCAAAGAAGACGAGUUUUAUGAAGUAAAUAAGGAAUUAUUAUCACUCAAAGACAAAAAUAAGCACUUGGAGCAAAAUAAAUUACAGCUUGAAAUAGAAUUAGCUUCCACGGAUGGUAAAAUAGUUCAGUUAGAAGAAGAAUUCGAAAAAUUAAUAUCAGACCUAAAUGACAAAGAUUCCAUUAUUGAUAAUUUAAAUAUUACAGUAAAUAAAACCACUAAUGAACUUUCAACGCUUCAUAAAAAUUUAUCAGAAAUAGAAAGCAGCUUAGAAAUUAAAAAUAAAGAAAUUGAACGCCUACAAAAUUCUCUACAAGAUGUCACUCAAAAAAUGAAUAACACGAAUCUCAGUUCAAACCAAAGUAUUGAAGAAUUGAAAAAGUUACAAAUAGAAAAAGAAGAAAUUAAUAAACAGAUGUUCAGUCUUCAAGACGAUGUAAAUCAAAAAAAUACAGAGAUCACUUCAUUAAGUAAUACCCUUCAAGAAUUUGAGAAGUCAUGUGCAGACCGUAACCUCAUGCUAGAAAAGAGAGAUAAGGAAAUAAAAGAAUUAAAUCAAUCCAUACUAGAAUUAUCUGAUAAAAUUAAGGCAUCCGAAAACACAAUUCAGCCAAAUGAUGAAUAUGCGAAACUGUUAGAUGAAAAGAAAGCUGUAGAUAAAAUUGUAGAUGAAUUAAGAUACAGCAUUGAAGUGAAAGAAAAGAAUUUAUUAGAUGAAAGACAUAGAUGUGAUGAAUUGGAAAAAACUUGCGAAGAAUUAAAAACGACCAUAAAUAAUUCAAUCGCUGAGAAAAAUGAAUUAAUCAAUCUCGUUAAUUUAAAACACAACGAAAGUAUUCAAUACCAUAAUGAGAUACAAAGGCUAAAUCACAUUCUCGUCGAACAGACGACUGAGUUUAAGAAGAUUAUAGAAGAGAAAGAUAUUACUAUAAGACAUAUAGCUGACGGAUGUUCAAAUUGUGAAGUAUUGCGUACAACUAUUAAAGAAAAAGAUGAAAUCAUCCUCGCAUUAAAUCAGAACGUGAGUGAUUAUGAAAGGACGAAAUCUGAACUUGUGAACGCUACUGAAACGGUCAAAAGUUUGACAAAACGUUGUGAAGAUUUUGACAAAAAUAUUACAAUCGAGAAACAGAAGGUGAAGAAUUUGACAGCAGAAAACGCACAGUUGUCUGAAAAAGAGCAGAAUUCCUCGAAGGAAUUAGAAAGAUUACGUCAUCACUUAAUGGAAACCGAGGAGAGUUAUACACAGGAAUUGAUGACGUCAGAGCAAAAGUUGAACGAAUGUCAGACAAGAUUACAUCAAGUAGAGGAAAGAGCAAAGCAGACGAGCACGGUCUAUACCAGUAAUAGCAUCCGAGCCAAUCAAGAAGUAGAAACAUUAAGAAAUCAGAUUAAACUGUUAGAGAAGCAAAGAGAAGAUGUUCAAUUGAAAUUGAGUGAAGCGGAAGAUGCGAGGAACAGAAGCGAAGCCGCGCUAACAAACCUGCAGGUGGUGUUGGAACAGUUUCAGUUAGACAAAGAAAGAGACAUACAUGCAGCGACAGAAAAAAUCCGAAACAAAACGGAAGAAUUUAGACGAGCCAAUGAAGAAUUACGGAAUGAAAUCUCUAGACUACAUAAGAAGUUGGAGGAAUCCAGCGCUGGUCUGAAAGCGGCGACUAGGCUCGGAGACCAGGUUGAAACCAAAACAGCUCAAAUCAAUGACUUGAAGGAACAAGUUCGAGCUCUACAGAGUACGGUGGCGGCGGCGGAAGAGAGGUACUACAACGCCAUAUCUAACCAACAGGACAAAGUUGAUAAAAACCUGGUUAAGAACCUAGUUAUAAACUACGUGGUCAGUUCCCAGAAUAAUUUGAACAGAACCCAAACUCUCAGAAUAUUGUCGACGGUCCUAGACUUCAAUCAGACGGAAUGUGAAAAACUUGGUCUCAUGAAGUCGAACACUUCCAAGGACAGUCUGGCGGCGGAGUUCGUGAAGUUCUUACAAAACGAAUCCAAACCUCGCGCCGCACUACCUGAUAUGAUGGGUCUCGGCAGUGUUGCCAGCUCACGGAAGAGUUCCACUGUUGGUCCGACCCCAGUGUUCGAGGCGGGUCACAAACGUAAUCCAUCUAACAAUUCAAACAACUUGCUUUUCCAUAAUUUGGACAACAUGGACACGGCGUCACAGGUAUCGUUGGAGUCAGACACGAGGGUCAUACCGAUAAACGCUCUCGACACCGGAGUCAAUCAGAUGAGAAACAACGAAGGCGCCAUCUUGAAACACGUUCUGAAGGAUAUGUAAUAAAAAAAAGUAUUUUUUUCACGACGUCACCAAGUCAGCCAUCUUGUUUUCUUUGUUCAUAGAUCGUUCUGGAACUGUCCCCUUAAAUAACUUUGAUUGUAAUUAAUAGCAUUUAUUUUUAGAUACGUAAUUGACAUUUCUUUUAUAACUUGAUAUCAUUUCCAAAUGUUUUUUUCGUCCUUCACACAUGUCAUCUCUUAUGCAGAUAGUAUUUCUUACGUUUCUUUCGUCCGCUUCUAAAACUAAUUUCAUUUUAUUUUCCGUGAAAAAUAUGUUAUAUUUUAAGACAAGAAUAUCAGAAAAUGGGAGGAGAUGGAAAUUGAAGAUUUUAAUUUCAUCAAUAACUUUGUAGUUUUUACGUUCAAAAAUCAUUGUGAUCCUAUGUGUAUAUAAUAAUUAAGAAAUUAUAAUAAUUUAUUUAUAAUGUGCUUCGAAUUAAUUUUAAUUAAUGAAUUAAAUUUUAGCCGUUUUUAAUACGUUAAUAUUUGCUCGGUUAGCAAAGCUUGUAAUAUCGAUACUGUUUAUGGGAUUAUUACAUAAUUUUAAAUUAGUUCGUCAUAAAAUGUAUUUCUUUCUUUGAUAAAUAAAUAUUUAUAACAAAA